CUACUACCGAGAGACACCCUACAAUUCCCUACAUAGACAACCCUUCUCCUGCCCACCGUCAACAUAUAGAUCCUCCUCAAAAUAUAGCAGCACGCAGCACCACAAGGACCCGACAAUCCGCGCCCGAAUUCCUCUGCCGCCGGCUGGUCCGAGUUGCCGCAUGGUCCGAAGACCACUCCUACUUCCCUAGUCUCGAAUGGCGCGUCAAGGUCUCACGAUCGAUGGAAUCAGAUUCAGAGAUGCUGAGGGCCGCGAGAUAACUUUCCGGGGCAUCAAUGUUGCAGGAGAGUGCAAAUUUCCUCGGCAUCCCGACCAACCAUCUCACCAGCCCGAUGGCUUCUUCGACGCAGACAAUGUCUCGUUCGUUGGACGGCCGUUCACCGAGGAAGAGGCGCAUAUACAUUUUGCCAGGUUGAAGAGAUGGGGCUAUAAUGUGAUACGCUACAUCUUCACCUGGGAAGCUCUGGAGCAUGCCGGGCCCGGCGAAUACGACGAAGACUUCAUAGAUCACACUAUCAAGAUUCUGCGUAUAGCAAAGUCCUAUGGGUUCUAUGUCUUUAUGGAUCCGCAUCAGGAUGUCUGGUCAAGGUUCACAGGAGGCUCUGGUGCCCCUUUGUGGACUCUGCAUGCUUGUGGCUUGGACCCAACGACCUUUACCGCCAACCAAGCGGCGGUCGUCCACAAUACCUGGCCAGACCCAACCAAUUUCCCAAAGAUGUUAUGGCCGACAAAUUACACUCGCCUAGCUGCCCAGACCGCUUUUACCCUCUUCUACGCCGGACGGGACUUUGCGCCGAAAGCGAUAAUCGAUGGCAAGAAUAUCCAGGACUAUCUUACUGACCAUUUCAUAGCGGCUUGCGCCCAUUUGGCUCAGAGAAUACACGAGGCUGGAGAUCUGGAAGACGAAUGCAUCAUCGGGUGGGAAACUAUGAAUGAGCCUCAUCGAGGUUUGGUCGGUUGGGAGGACUUAGACGCCAUCCCAGACGACUUGAAAAUGAGAAAAGGAACGUGUCCGACGCCAUGGCAAGCCAUCCUGACUGGUGCUGGGCGGGCAGUCGAGAUAGACACGUAUGAGUUCGGCACCUUCGGCGCUUACAAGAGUGGCCGGGAACUGGUGGACCCCGAAGGCGUGUUCGCCUGGCUCUCCUCCAGCGUCGAUGAUUCCAAAUAUGGCUGGAAACGAGAUCCGGGUUGGAAGCUCGGGGAAUGUAUCUGGGCCCAGCACGGGGUCUGGGAUCCGACUCAGGACCUGCUUCUCAAGAGAGACUAUUUUGCAACGGCACCAAAAUCAGGCACCAAGUUGGACUACGAAGCAUUCACCAACACCUAUUACAUGGACCAUUUCCGGAAAUACAGAGAUGCCAUUCGUUCCAUCCAUAAGGACUGCGUGAUCCUAAUGCAGUCGGCAGUUCUGGAGAUUCCCCCAAGCAUCAAAGAUACACCAGACGACGACAAACGUUUGGUGUUUGCCACGCACUACUAUGAUGGACUUACUUUGAUUCAGAAACACUGGAACAAGUACUACAACGUGGACAUUUUUGGAUUGCUACGGCACCGCUACUCGAACCCGGUAUUCGCAGUGCGGCUUGGGGAGAGUGCGAUCCGAAACUGCUUGCGUGACCAACUGAAAGCCAUUCGAGACGAAGGACUCGAACACUUGGGCGAUCAUCCUACUUUGUUCACGGAGAUCGGAAUACCAUUCGACAUGGACGACAAAUAUGCAUACAAGACCGGCGACUAUUCCAGCCAAACGUCUGCCUUGGACGCCAAUCAUUACGCCCUCGAGGGUUCUGGUGCCCAGGGAUAUGCUCUGUGGACUUAUACCAGCCAGAACAAUCACGAAUAUGGAGACUUGUGGAACGGCGAAGAUCUCUCGAUAGUAUCUGUUGAUGACCCUCUUCUCCCACAUGACCCGUCGUCACUUUCCGCUUACCCGUCCACUAAUCCCUCAAGCACAUCCUUGGGGAAGGGCCCAGGCUCUUACUCAGGCAGCACAUUGAUCGAACCCACCAAUCUAAAGGAUGCCUUGAGGACGCCCGAUAUCCAGCAAAAGGUUUCGGCAACCGGGCCUCAGCUGGCUUCGAGCAAUACAGGCCUCCGGGCAGCAGAGGCGUAUGUUAGACCGACUCCUAUUGCCACGGUGGGAGAUGUGGUCGGAUAUGGAUUUGACCUCCGUCGUGUGGUGUUCACUUUCAGCCUUCUGUCAGACCGCGCCACCAAGGAGGACGUACCCACCGAAAUAUUCUUGCCCGAGUAUCAUUUCCCACCGGGCAAGACGCAGGUCGAAGUCAGCGGUGGGAGAUGGCGGAUCGAUGUCCUAGACGUCAACGGUGAGGGCAUGCAAGUCAUGAAGUGGUGGCAUGGCGUUGGCGAACAGACCAUGACCGUCAAGGGUGUCAAGAGGAAACCUGGUGCAUUAUUGGAUGAAGAAGAGGAUGUCGAUGCUGGGUAUCUCGAGGCCGUCAAAUCUACGGCUGAGAAUUGCUCUGUCAUGUGAAGCACAAGCAGAAGCAUUGGAGUACCGCAUGCAUGAUUGUGUGGCCUUGGUUGUCAAAAAGGCGCAUGUUAGCGGUUUAUGAAGCGCUGUCGAUCAUGAUUACAACUGCUAUAAUUUUGUAUUGCUCCCUGAUCCAUGGCAUACUUGUAGCGCUCCACGGAUGGAAGUUUUUGUCAUUUGCUAAGCCUAGCUUGUAGUCAAGGCCCGUCUGAUGGAAUUUUGACCAUUCUUGGUAUACCAGACCUCAAUCCUGAUUUUCCACCUGUGG
Messenger RNA from Exophiala dermatitidis NIH/UT8656, 2765 nucleotides. RefSeq lists its product as uncharacterized. NCBI's taxonomy places the organism in Eukaryota, Fungi, Ascomycota, Eurotiomycetes, Chaetothyriales, Herpotrichiellaceae. Bases 197 to 2497 code for a protein of 766 amino acids. Gene Ontology annotation, molecular function: steryl-beta-glucosidase activity. Gene Ontology annotation, biological process: carbohydrate metabolic process; ergosteryl 3-beta-D-glucoside catabolic process. The record is from RefSeq and is a predicted model, not a curated record. The transcript is spliced from 2 exons.